GUUUCGUCGUGGUCAUAAGAUGUUUUAGUUUCGUCAACUUUGGUAGUUUUUAAAUUUUCAUUUCUCUUUAUGGUCUAGGCAAUAUUCUUCAAAAUGGAGAAGGACGUGGAUGUUGAGUCACGCAUUACCCGUAAGGCAUUAAUAAUGCCCAAACUGCCCAACGUCCUAACACUAGAAGAAAAAAAAUUUCUCUUGGCCGUUGAACGCGGAGAUUUAGGCAACGUCAGAAGGAUGCUCCAAAAAGCGUAUCGAAAAAAAACCGCUUUGGAUGUUAACUGUAUGGACAGUCUCGGCAGAGGGGCAUUAACAAUAGCAAUAGAUCAGGAAAACUUGGAAAUGGUCGAACUGCUAGUGGUAAUGGGAGUGGAAACCAAAGAUUCUUUACUCCAUGCUAUCAAUGUUGAGUUUGUGGAGGCUGUAGAGCUCCUUUUGGAACAUGAAGAGCUCAUACAUAAAGAUGGUGAACCAUACAGCUGGCAAAAAGUAGAUAUUAACACGGCUAUGUUCACCCCAGAUAUUACUCCCCUUAUUUUGGCUGCUCAUAGGAAUAACUACGAAAUCCUUAAGAUUUUGCUGGACAGAGGAGCUACGGUUCCAAUGCCUCAUGAUAUAAAAUGCGGCUGUGAUGAAUGUAUACAAAAAUCCGAAGAAGAUUCCCUUCGACACUCUUUAUCGAGACUAAACGAAUACAAAGCCCUUGCCAGUCCGUCCCUAAUAGCUCUCUCCUCAAGUGAUCCCUUGCUGACAGCUUUCCAGUUGUCUUGGGAGCUACGAAAUUUGGCAUUCGCUGAACCUGAAUGUAAAUCUGAAUAUAUGGAUUUGCGUCUUCAGUGUCAGCAGUUUGCCGUAGAUUUGUUACACCAGUCCCGAAAUUCUCAGGAACUAGCUAUAAUAUUAAACCACGAUCCAGAGAAUCCUCCGUAUGAAGAAGGAGAACACAUGAAACUAGCUAGAUUGGAGCUAGCUAUACAGUACAAACAGAAAAAGUUUGUGUCGCAUCCAAACAUUCAACAACUGCUAGCAGCUAUUUGGUACGAAGGUGUUCCAGGUUUUCGAAGAAAAUCAUCAAAAGAGAAAAUAAUGAUCACUGUGAGGGUAGCAGUAUUAUUUCCGUUCUACUGUAUGCUGUAUAUGAUUGCACCAGAAACACAUACAGGAAAACUGAUGAGGAAACCGUUCAUGAAAUUCUUGAUACAUGCAUCAUCGUAUUUAUUUUUUCUAUUGCUACUCAUUUUGGUGUCACUUAGAGCUGAUGACUUGGUCUUAGAACAUUUUGGAUCAGAUUCCAUGAAAGCAUAUGUAAUAGAGAAAUAUGAAAAACAAAGAGGCAAUCCUCCGACUAUUCUGGAAUAUGCUGUUCUUCUAUAUGUCAUAGGUUUCAUUUUCGAAGAGACUCAGGAAAUAUUCGUUGAAGGAAUUAAAUCCUAUCUAAGAAACUUAUGGAACUUUAUUGAUUUCACUAGAAACGUAUUAUAUACAGCAGUGUUCUUACUGCGUGUGGCUUCGUACUUUCAGCAGGCGGCUGAGAUUAAAAACGAUCCGUCCACAGCGUACAUCAGAAGAGAAGAAUGGUAUGCUUUUGAUCCGCAGCUCAUUGCUGAGGGUUUGUUCGCGGCUGCAAAUAUUUUUAGUGCCUUAAAACUAGUCCAUCUCUUUUCAAUCAAUCCUCACUUGGGACCAUUGCAGAUAUCUUUAGGUCGAAUGGUUAUCGACAUUGUCAAAUUCUUCUUUAUAUACUCAUUAGUUUUAUUCGCCUUUGCAUGUGGCCUUAAUCAACUAUUAUGGUACUUCUCUGACUUGGAGAAAAAGAAGUGCUAUCACCUACCAAAUGGUGAACCAGAUUUUGAUGGAGCUGCAGAUGCCUGUAUGAAAUGGAGGCGAUUUGCAAACGUCUUUGAGUCGUCGCAGUCACUAUUUUGGGCUAGUUUUGGAAUGGUUGACCUUUCCAGCUUUGAGCUAACUGGAAUUAAAACAUAUACCAGAUUCUGGGGUCUUUUAAUGUUUGGUUCAUACAGUGUGAUCAAUGUGAUCGUACUAUUGAACCUUCUUAUAGCUAUGAUGUCGAAUUCGUACGCUAUGAUAGAUGAACACUCAGAUACAGAGUGGAAAUUUGCCAGAACGAAGCUCUGGAUGAGUUAUUUCGAAGAAACUGGAACACUGCCCCCACCUUUUAACAUUUUCCCCAAACCAAAGAUGUUCUUCAAGCUUUUAGGAUUAAGGAAGAAGGACAAAAUGAGAAGAAUGUCGACUAAGAGAAGAAAUCGAGAAGAAAAAGAAAGGGACUACAGAUAUACAGCAGUUAUGAGAGCUCUUGUGUGGAGAUACGUGUCAGCCAUGCACAGGAAAUGUGAUGAGGCAAUGGUUACUGAGGACGAUGUAAACGAACUGAAAAGUGAUAUUUCUUCCUUUAGAUAUGAAAUACUAGAGGUUCUUGGAAAGAAUGGAAUGGAUAUUUCAUCCGCAGAGAGGAAAGAAAAAGCAAUAUUGGGUAAAAAGAUGAAAGUUUGGGAAAGGCGACUAAUGAAAGACUUCAAAGUAGCUCCAAUAUCUCAAGAAGAAGAUGAAGAUUUAGAGUUAUUUGCGCCUCCUCCAGAAAAUGAAGGCUCCUUGGCCAGAUUUCGAAGAAUAGCCAAACUAGCGGUCCUGGAUACGAACACCAUUAAGUGGAGACAAGUAGUGAAGAGUGCUCAGAUAGCGUCUCAAAUUGGUCGAUGCCAUAGAAAAGAUUCUUUAAAGAAACAGAUGAAUUUACAACGAGCAAUCGAGGAAGCACGACGGAUAACGUCAAAGAGCCCUGAGAACCUAUCAAGAGCAACUACUCCAGUAACUCCUAUAAUGUUACCAGAUCUGAGUGGAUCCGAAAUGAUGGGAUUAAUUACUGGAGAAAAAGGAAAGAAGAUAUAUGCUUUGAGUCCAAAUAUAACAGUAAAAAAAAUCACACCAACAGCAGCUACACCUACCAUCUCAAUUGAUCCACCUAAAACCAAUGUUACAAAAGAAACAUCUAGUCCUGCAUUUUCAAAACUUAAUAAAGAAGAGAAAGAUCUUAUUGAAUUUGAAAGCGCCAAAGCUUCUCCAGUGCCAAGCAUGAAACAAUCUGAAGAUUCGUCUUCGUCUGACUCCCUAGAUCAAAUCCUCAAGGAUAUUAACAUAUCAGAAACUGACUAUUCACAGGAUACUAUUACCUCACCUCCAAUAAUAGUGUCCCCUCCUCUGGAAGAGUCUGGAAGCCCAGGAAAAAAAUCUAUUGAUUCCUACAUUGACCCGAAACGUAAAACUAAUGUUGAAGAUGUGCUUGGUGAGGACUGGAAUCUAUCAGAAGAUGAAAAGUCAAUUGAAGAUAUACCAAAAGAAGAUGUCAUAUCUAUACCUAGACCGACCAGUCCCAUACCUAAAGUAUUAUUAAAAGAUCCACAGUCCCCUAAGAAAAGCAGCCUUAAAGGAAGUCCAAGCAGGAGUCCUGCUCCCUUAGAAUUAAAAUCCAUGUCUCCAAGUACACCAAAACAACCAAAGAGUCCAAAACGUACUCCAGAACCACCCAAGAGCCCAAAAUCUACUUCCGAUCCUAUAGAAUCCCCAACACCUAUUAGUCCACCUAAAAAAUGUAGUCCAACAAGAAAAACACCAGAACCAAUCGAUGUAGAAGCUACUGUAGCUAGUCCAGUUAAAGAAUCAGUUAUACGAAGAUCACCUAGUCCAAUUCACACACCAGAAUCGGUGGAAAAGGAAACCUUAGAUUUUAAAGAAGUAGAAUCUUCUACUGAAGAUGUUAAUAAAUCCAUAGAUGGCGAUAUAAUUGCUAAUGAACAAGUUUCCAAGACCAAAGAAGAUACAAAUACUGAAGAGAAGGUUGAAAAAUCCAGUUCAGAAUUAGAGUCAGAAGCAGAUGCAGAGGUAGCAGCUUUAACUCAGGAAGGACAAUCUGAGUAUGAAAGUAAGAAGACUCCAGAAAAAGUCAAAUCUGGACCAAAGCAUGUUGUAACGUUUGCAGACGAAAAAGAAAAACUACAGACUCCGCCACCGGUGACUUCCGCUAUGUCUCCCCUAGCGCUACGAAAUAUUCAGCGAGUUCAUACUACGAAAUCACAACCAAAAUAUGGUUGGUUAUAAAAACUUACAACCUAGAUCACCGUAAAGAAUAAAAAUAUCGAUUAUUUGUUCGAAUGGGCCCUUUCAAGAGUGCCUUGUUUAAAUUUUGGUUUUUUAUAAUAAUUUCAUAUAUCUUCUAUUAUAUCCCAUAUUCUAGCUACCGAGUCUAAAAGUUAAACAAGAGUUAUUCCACUGCUUCAAUCGGAAGUAAUCAUUCAGCAACUGUUAACAUAUAGUUUUUAUUUGUCUAUAACUAGUGUCGACUAUACCAGAACAAAAAUGAUUUCACUGCUCUGUUCUGCUAUAUUCCUUCUGGUUUGUUACUGUAAAUCUUUCUGAACUAUAUACAAUGAAUUUGUGUUCUUAUACACAGAUUCCUUUGUAACCUGCAAUAAGAGUGGGAAGAUGUGCAUAUACACCUUGCAAAUCCUCCAAAGAUUUGUGAGGUUGCGGUCAAAAAGCCUAAUAAGAGUAGACUCUUUUAUUAAAAGUCGAGCUUUCGAAACUGUUUAGUCUUCUUACCAAGGCAACUAAAAUACAGGGUGUUUUAAAAAGGUAUGUCAUAAAUUAAAUCACGCAUUCCGGGGACAAAAAUAAAUUGAUUGAAUCCAACUUAGCUUAGUACAAAAGUGUACACAAAAAAGUUACAGCCCUUUAAAGUUACAAAAUAAAAAUUGUUUUUUUGCAUUAUUUUCUAAAUUACUUGACAUUUUGUAAUAAAAAUGAACACGUUACUUCCUUGUUCUGAAAGCAUUUUUCAUAUAAAAAAAAAACAACAAAAUCUAAGUGCACAGAAAAAUUUUAACGGGGGUGUGCAGCCCUACAUUCCCCCAAACUUUUGAGUAAAUCAAAUGAAUUUUGUGGCAUCAUUAGUUUAACACAUUAUUUUUAAAACUUUUUUGCCUAUUAUCAAUUUUUCCCGAAAAACAGUUUUUUCCUCGUCCCCAUAAAAUUACAGUUAGUUUCUAGGGAUACAAUAAUUACAAACAGUUACAUCAAUAAUAGUCAAUAAUUUGAAGCUAUCAUUUAUUGUGUGAAUAAAAUUAAUAAUAAUUUUGAUAUUACAAUGGCCUACACAUUUCAGGAAAUGGCAGAUAUGCAUUUAACUUUGGGUAAGUUGGAUCAGAUUAAAUUAUUAUUUCAAUAAACUAUCGGGAAUAUCGUAGGUGAAUGUCUAGGAAAUAGGGCAGCAGCCGCAAGGCGUUAGGCAGUAAAACACCCCAAUCGAAAUACACCCGAUAGACGAUUAUUUCUGACCAUUGAUCAUCGUUUACGGGAAACAGGUACAUUCCAAUCGCAAGUUGCUGGCAAUAGUGGUCGUCCAAUAAUGGAUGCAACUGAUGAAGAUAUUUAGAAAUCAUUGAAGAAGUCCCUGGAACAAGUACAAGGGUAAUAGCUGCUAUAUGUUCCUCACGUAAGGGUUUGGAGACGUUUGAAGGAUCAGCUGCUUAAACCCUAUCACUUAACAACGGUUCAAGAGUUAUUGGUUGAAGAUUAUCCUAAAAGGAUUGGAUUUUGCGAUUGGUUGUUAAUGGAAAACACUCGAAAUGUUACUUUUAUUAGAAAUAUUUUGUUUACCGACGAGGCUACCUUCAGUAGAAAUUGAAUAACAAACUUUCAUAACGAGCACAUUUGGGCAGACGAAAAUCCUCACGCCAAAAAAACGACUAUCACUUUCAAAGAUCAUCACGACAAAAGGACUUUCAAAGUUAAUGUUUGGGCAGGAAUUGUGGAUAACAAUCUAAUAGGGCCAGUAUCUCUUCCCAACAAUUUAAAUGGUGAUAAUUAUUUGCAGUUCUUGGCAAACGAUUUACAAGAGUAUUUGGAAGAAGUGAAUAUUGCAAUAAGGAAAAUAUAUGACUUCUACAAGAUGGCGCUCCACCGCAUUACAGUAAUGAAGUCCGGGAAUACCUUUGCAGGUAGUAUCCUGGUCGGUGGAUUGGAAGGGGUCGUGACGCACCUAUUUCUUGGCCAUCCAGAAGUCCAACUCUUAACCCCAUGGACUUUUGCUUCUGGAUGUUUAUAAAAGAGAAAGUUUAAUCUGUAACAAUAGAGGACGAACAACAAUUGAGGGUUAGAAUAAUUGAAUCUGCAAAUCAAUUUCGUCAGAAAAAUAUGAUUUUUCAGCGCGUUCGGUUUUCUUUAUUAAAACGAUAUUGAAUGUGUAUUGAAGAAAAUGGGGGUCAUUUUGAACAUAUUGUAAUAUCAUAUUUAUAGAGGUUAUAGACAUUUUUUGUACUUGUUAAUUCAUUUAAGCCAUUUAUUUAGUUGCACGUAAUUUUUUAAGGGAUAAUGAAAAGGGCCGUAACUAAAUAAAAACUGUUUGUUGAAAAAAGUGAUAGAGGCAAAAUUUUUUAAAAAUAAUGUGUUAAACUAUAAUGAUGCCACAAAAUUCAUUUGAUUUGAACGUACUCAAACGUUUGGGGGGAUUUAGGGAUCACCCCUCUUAAAAUUUUUCUGUGCACUUAGAUUUUGUUGUUUCUUUUUUAUGAAAAAUGCUUUCAGAACAAGAAAGUCACGUGUUUAUUUUUAUUACAAAAUGUCAAGUAGUUUAGGAGAUAAUGCAAAAAAAAAACAAUUUUUAUUUUGUAACUUCAAAGGGCUGUAACUUUUUUGUGUACACUUUUGUACUAAGGUAAGUUGACAAUUGAGUUAACUUAAUCUACAAAUUAUGGAAUAACUAGGAAAAUUUCUUCAUAAAACUGGGCAUAGGUACAAGUGGAACCAAGAUUGGAAAAUAACAACGAAGGGCCAACAAUUCUGAAAUCUGAAAUCAUAAAUGCAAUUAAUCAUCUCAAAACAAAUAAAAGUCCA
This is a messenger RNA of Diabrotica balteata, 6903 nucleotides long. The record is from the annotation of a GenBank genome assembly. NCBI's taxonomy places the organism in Eukaryota, Metazoa, Arthropoda, Insecta, Coleoptera, Chrysomelidae.